Solanum stenotomum is the source of this 378-nucleotide messenger RNA. RefSeq lists its product as uncharacterized. NCBI's taxonomy places the organism in Eukaryota, Viridiplantae, Streptophyta, Magnoliopsida, Solanales, Solanaceae. The coding region runs from base 1 to 378 and encodes 125 amino acids. The transcript has a single exon. The record is from RefSeq and is a predicted model, not a curated record.
AUGGCUUUGUUUCAAACAAAUGUUAGAAUUUUGGGUCAUAAUAUUGAAAGGGGUAACAUUAGCCCUAUUAAUAGAAGUAUUGAAUUUGCAUCCAAAUUCCCUGAUAUUUUGACUAAUAAAACUCAGUUACAGAGAUUUCUUAGAAGUCUUAACUAUGUUGCUCCUUUUAUAAAGGAUUUAGCCAAGGAUACUGCUAUUCUGUAUGACAUGCUAAAAAAUAAUUCUAAAGCCUGGUCUGCUAAACAUUCUGAAGCAGCUAAAAGGAUUAAAACAAAGGUUCAUAACCUUUCCUGUCUUACUUUAGCCAACCCAAAUUGGGAAGAAAUGGUUGAGAUAGAUGCUUUGGACAUAGGAUAUGGAGGUAUCUUGACUGAAUAA